Molecule: messenger RNA, 2103 nt
Organism: Oryza sativa Japonica Group (Japanese rice)
Lineage: Eukaryota; Viridiplantae; Streptophyta; Magnoliopsida; Poales; Poaceae
Source: RefSeq, a predicted model, not a curated record
AUCCUCCUUCAGGAUGAAUCUCCUCUGACGUAGAACUAGAGGGACUUUGUUACUGACAUGUAAGACCUACAAAGAUUAGACCCACCCACGUCCCUAUGACUUUUGGUCAGAGGAGCGCGAUCCCUCCCUCCAUAUCUUCUCUUCUCUUCUCCUCUCCCUUCUCUUCUUCAUCGUCUUCCUCCUCAUUCCUCCCUUCUGCUGGCUCCUGUAUCUUCUUCUUCUUGGCUUCUUGAUCAAAUAUACAAUUCGCCUUCUCGAUCGAGUAGUUGAUGAACAGUGUUCCCCUUGAUUGAUUGAUCACCAUUAUUAUAACAUCCUCUUUCUUUCUUCUCACUGUACCACACACUUCGAUCUCUGCAGCCUGAACCAAGCAAGAAUUAUAGUAUUAGAACAACUCCAGAUAUCUCUAAAGCUGAUGAUCUAGCUCUACUUUCUGCAUCGAUCGAUCUCGUUAAUUAGGGUUAGAUCACCGGCCGGCACAGUGCAUCUUCAAAUAAGCAUCAUUUGCUCUUUGAGUGAUACAGUACUAUGCUUCCCCUUCUGCUGAUCUGCUCUCUCUGUCCCUGCAUGUAUUACAGUUAAUUUGUGUCAGUUCUUGCUUGGCUGAGCUAAGUUCACGCCAGAUCUUCAAAACCCCAAUCUUGCUACUGUGUUUUGUUUUUCUUGGACCACCCAGUUAUCUGCCUUUUUUUAUUUUUUUCCAAAACUCACAAAGCUUUGCACGUCAAACAUAUUAGAAGAAGCAUUGAGAUAACUUCCAGAUUAGCUGAAACCCUAGUUCUUUCUCAUUCUGAAUCAUCCACAGUGAGAGAUUGAGGAGAUGGACAUGAUCGGCAUGGCGUCGCCGGCGGAAAGCCCCGGCGGCGGCGGCACGGCCAGGCCGAGCAGGUACGAGUCGCAGAAGCGGCGGGACUGGCAGACGUUCGGGCAGUAUCUGCGCAACCACCGGCCGCCGCUGGAGCUCUCCCGGUGCAGCGGCGCGCACGUGCUGGAGUUCCUCCGGUACCUGGACCAGUUCGGGAAGACGAAGGUGCACGCCCAUGGCUGCCCCUUCUUCGGCCACCCCUCGCCGCCGGCGCCGUGCCCCUGCCCGCUCCGCCAGGCGUGGGGCAGCCUCGACGCCCUCGUCGGCCGCCUCCGCGCCGCCUUCGAGGAGCACGGCGGCCGCCCUGAGUCCAACCCCUUCGGCGCCCGCGCCGUCCGCCUCUACCUCCGCGACAUCCGCGACACGCAGUCCAAGGCCCGCGGCAUCGCCUACGAGAAGAAGCGCCGCAAGCGCGCCGCCGCCUCCCACACCAAGCAGAAGCAGCAGCAGCAGCAGCUGGUGGAACAGGCGGUGGCGCCGCCCGCCGCCGCCGCCGCCGCCGCGGCGCUGCCGGACAUGGAGACGACGACGACGACGACCACGGUGCCGCACUUCUUGUUCCCGGCGCACUUCCUCCACGGCCACUACUUCCUGGCACCGGCCGGCGAGCAGCCCGGCGGCGGCGACGUCGCGGCGUCGACGGGCGGCGCUGCCGGUGCUCCCAGCGGCGGCGGCGGGGAGGACCUGGUGCUGGCCAUGGCGGCGGCGGCGGCGGCCGCCGAGGCGCACGCCGCCGGCUGCAUGAUGCCACUGUCGGUGUUCAACUAGCUCCUCCAUCGAUCUCCAUUAAUCCUUAAGCUUACGCAGCUUUUGCAAAUGCAUUAUGGCGAUGGGCCAGCCUCAUCGCCAUUUGAUCAUAUCAAAUUGCUCGCAAAUGCAAAUUUGCAUGGAUGCGUGGUGAUUUGCAUUUGCUUUGGGAUUAAUUCGGAGGUUUUAUAUAUAAUUAGCUAGUGCAUGCACACGCACGUAAUUUGCAUGGUUUUUUUUUGUACGAAAUGUUUGUAGUAAAAUUUUAGGUUAAUUUAGUUAUAAACUGUCACUAAGCUAGCGGCAAGAUGGUCAGCUGUUGGGGCGCAUGUUAAUUAUCUUCAUGGCUUUGAAGUGACUUUUAAUUAAUUAAGGACUGGUCAACGAAAUGCCAAUGUAAAUUAAUCAAUUAAAUCUUAUAUAUCCAGCGUUGAUCCCACACGUACAAGUUUGUAUGUAUUGUAUGCAUUCCAAGAACUGCAAUUUCGUAA